UCUGCUAUACAAAUGAAGUAGUUCCGGUCCAGUGCCGCUAAACAGCCUAAGUAUGAUACGGCCGAGAAAGAAAUGAACACGACGCCAUCAAGAGAGUAGUUUUAUGAAUUUAUUGUACUGUCUCGCUGUCCAAUAAGAGGGUUUGUCGGAAAGAUCAAAGGAAGCCGACGGGACUUCAUAGCUGUCCCUACCUGUCAAUCUUUGCAUCGCAAGGAACUUCGAUCCACGAACUUCUCACGCAUUGAGGUCUGCAGAGCUGACGAAAUUAAUUAGUAUUUGCGAAGACUGGCGGGCGGUAAACGCUGCGUGAAGGCUGUAGCUGCUUGUUCGUUGUCAAGGAUGGAGGGCCCGACUAUGAGUUCCUAUAUUCCUAAUUCCUAUAACUCUAGCCUCGAACCAACAUCGCUCGGUUCGUGCAAUGGCGGACAGAUUCACAUGACGCCGAACUCUAGUUAUCCUUCAGUUCGGCAGCUACAGAACUAUUCCUAUUCUUCUUAUAAUACUCAGUCAAUGUACCCUCGUUUCCCAUCAUACGACAGAAUUGAUGUCCGCUCUAUGGGGGGCCACGUCCAAUCAAAUGACUUUUAUCGUACACAUGAGAACAGUAAUCCCAACAGCGAAAACUGUCGCCAGUUCGGCGAACGAAUACCGGAAACGGACGCCCCAGAAUUCAAUAGCUGCAAACUUAAUGGCGGACACGGGUACAGUGAAAAAGACACAGUUUCUGACUUGCCGCAGUCCGACUCCCCCAGCCCAUCACCCCAGGGGUCAGACGGUUACCCUGCGGGGUGCCCAAAUGAAACGGGUGGCGACACCGGAAGUGACAGCAACUCUACCUCAACACUUCCGGUUUACCCAUGGAUGAGGAGUCAGUAUGGACCAAACAGAAAACGUGGCCGACAAACAUACACUCGAUACCAGACCUUGGAACUGGAAAAGGAAUUCCAUUUUAACAGAUAUCUCACGCGCAGACGCAGAAUAGAAAUCGCGCAUGCGUUGUGCUUAACAGAAAGACAGAUAAAAAUCUGGUUCCAAAACAGACGGAUGAAAUGGAAGAAAGAGAGCAAGCAGAUCGAUCAACCAGGUGGUGACGGACGGGAUUCCGAUAAAGAGAAAUAAGCCAUCAUUAUACAACUGGCAGCGACAGACUGAUAGGGUUGGAAGUUCGACAGAUGCCACCGAAUUAGGCCACGCCCACCGCAUGCUGAUUGGUGGCUUGGUGUUGCGUGACAGUCAUGUGACGUAACUUGUCAUAGUUAAUGGUACUAUGCAUACAGUUGCUAGAAAGGCAGUCAGCCUUGAUAUCUACACGAGAAAAUGCCUUGCGGAGAAUUGAUGGAUUGGUCAGUUUAUAUCAAUUUCUUCAAUGCGAAUGAUUAUUGCAAUGUGCGCGUCGCCUUUGAAUAUAUUUAUCACCCUAUUUAAUUCAUAAUAUAACAUUUGGAAACAAAAUUAAUUUGUUGAACAUUUUGUGGGCAUAAUUGUUCACAAGAAUUUGAAUUAGACCUGUUGUAAAGUUAUGCAAAAUGGAUGUAAGCAUUUUAUGUUUUUUAUGAUUAUUAUGACAAUGAAAUAUUGUUAGACAUCUCCUCUUUAUCCAGAAACUCUGGGGAGUCUGCAUUUACUCCGUUCAUUGAACAAUUAGCACUCUAAACCUUGAAUGCUGGUGGAAAAAAUAACAAUAAUUCACUUUGAGAUGUUAAACUUUUGUACGAAAAUAUGAAAUUUCAUAUAGUUUAAAAUGUCAUCGCCCGACUAUAACCUGUCUCGGUUAUACGAAAAUAUCAGAAAAUAUUUUCAUGUAAGUAGAUAUUUGAUUAGCUAGCCGUUCAACGAUGAAUCGUGCGAUGAAUUAAGUUAAAAAUUUCUUGGGUUGAAUCAUUCUAAUAAAUAGUUCAUUCUUUAGAGUUUUGAAAAAACAACCUUUUCCACCAAGUCACAUAGCUAUUCAACAUUCCAUUAACAAGAACAGAGGCAAGUGAUAUUGCAUCAUUUGCUUUAGUGAGCCUUGAAUUGUGUUCUCAUCAAAGCAUUGCAUGGAUAAAUUAACUCACUCUAUAAUUCAAGAUUUGACAAUUAAAUUUUAAUUUGAUUCCUAAUUUAAAAGUACCACACGUACCUCAAAUUCUUUGAUCUUCCAUGGAAAAUGUCGUCUAACGCCCGUAGAGAUGACACUUGAAUUCUAAAACCAAAGAUUAAAUUUCAGGUUGAUUUAUUUUAUAAAAAAAUGUCGGUUGCAUUCCAUUUAUAAAUUCACAAUCCAUCAUUUCUAACGUAAGCGGAACUACAUACCAAAGACAAGGGACUAUUUUUUCUAGUAUUUCUACGCGGUUGAAAGGGUACUCGUCUCGGUCUUAAAAAGGGUAUAUAGUAAAUGUUAUGUUUUAAGUAAUUCAUUUUAUUGUUGUUAUUGUACUGCAUUUCAUAUGAAUGUUUAUAAUUGUUAUUGUAAUUGUGUAUAUGUUUGUCGAGAUGUAUAUGUGUUGUGUCUUGUCUGUAUUCAUGAAUCCAUUGCCUAAAUAUCCACAAUCACAAAUCAUAUCAGUUAGCUAUUUUGCCAUAUUUUCACGAAUUAAUUAAUUAAUGUAUGUAUGUUUUAUUGUUAUACACAUUAAACCACAUACUGUAAACAUUACAAUGCAUUGGGUCAACAAUUUCGUUAUUUUCCGUUUUUAAGUUUAAGAUUUAUGAAAUUGAAAAGAUGUUUUACAUGUAAAAACCCCACCGAUUUUACUUCCAGGUGAGAUUAUGUGAGUCCAUGCUUUACUUAGUUAUCUGAAAUUAAUUAAAUUUAAUAUUAUCUAAUUUAAUCAAUUUCACAAUUAUACGGACAAUUGUAGAAGUGAAUUGGUCAAUUUUAUAAAUAUAUAACCUGUGCUCAAUUUACUUAAAUAUAUCAAUUUAUCACAUAAACGCUGAAUAUUACUAAACGUUGAACGAAAUCUUGAAUUCUACUGCGUAUACCGAAACGUACUGUACAGCAAACAAACCUACUAUACCACAAAGAAACAGGUAUACAUCUAAUGUGCAACACAUGUCUAGAAAGUAAUAGAGGUAGAUGUAGUUUCAUAAUGUCACAAUUGGAAGAGAAUUGCGAGAAAUGCAAUUCCACGUUACCUUCAAAACGAGAAUGUUGUUACGAUAUUAUAAAUAUACCAAACCGCUUGGGCGAAAUAGAAUAUCAUUUAAGCAUUGUUGGCUUCUUGUAAAUAAGCGACAUUAAACCUGCUUAAGAGUAGCUUCACUUGCUUGACCAAUAUCGCUUCCGUAUACACAAAUUGUGGCUUAAAUCUUCAUGUUUUUAAUGAAAUAGCUACAGCCAAAGAACGAUAAAGUGCCAUAGUUUAUGACUGAGAACUAUAUUAUUGUAGACGUUUAGCUUGAAAGUGCUACAACUUGGCUACAUUUGGUCACCUCAGGGGAUACUAUCAUAGCAUUUGUUUGUGUAUGAAUAAUUCAAACGCACCACGCAUUAUUUACAGCCUUAACCAAACCGGCAUUCUGCGACUGCUAAAGCCACGCAUUUUAUUCUUGAGAUAUACUUAAGAUACUUUUUUACCGGUUUCAAUCAUUUACAGAUUAAAUAGAUUUUCAACGAAUAAAUUCUUUUAUCACUCAGUUUUCUCGUGCAUUUUGGCUGCGAUUGGUCUUCCAAAUAAUAGUUUGUCAUAGUCAUUUGAACUGAAAUAAUUCAAAUGUAAUGUUUGUAGUCGACACAAACAUAAAUAUGUAUUCUGAAACAAACAUUAAUAGAUAAACAAAUGCUUUUAUUUUAUUUUUCAUUUAUUUCUGUUUCGGUUCUUAAUUAGUUUACACAAGUUAUCAAAAAUGAGAUAGAUAGAGGAAUCUGUUUCUUUUUGUGUUAAACACUGCCAUGCCGCUGUAGGCUAACCACGGGCAAUAUGUCUGGCUAGAUGGACCUAGUGUUGUAUCUUAUUCUGUGAUAGUUUUUGCUUGGCAUUCUCAAAUUCAUCAUGCAUGUCUUACAAUAGCAAUUCGCUCUUGUCACUUAUUGUUUAUAUAUGCAAUUGCAUAUAUUAUUUGCUACAGAAUAAACUAUGAAAUAGAAA
Haliotis rufescens (red abalone) is the source of this 4070-nucleotide messenger RNA. Its product is annotated as homeobox protein Hox-B6a-like. NCBI's taxonomy places the organism in Eukaryota, Metazoa, Mollusca, Gastropoda, Lepetellida, Haliotidae. The record is from RefSeq and is a predicted model, not a curated record. Gene Ontology annotation, cellular component: nucleus. Gene Ontology annotation, molecular function: RNA polymerase II cis-regulatory region sequence-specific DNA binding; DNA-binding transcription factor activity, RNA polymerase II-specific. Bases 340 to 1119 code for a protein of 259 amino acids. Gene Ontology annotation, biological process: regulation of transcription by RNA polymerase II; anterior/posterior pattern specification. The transcript has 4 exons.